Ciona intestinalis (vase tunicate) is the source of this 1187-nucleotide messenger RNA. The record is from RefSeq and is a predicted model, not a curated record. NCBI's taxonomy places the organism in Eukaryota, Metazoa, Chordata, Ascidiacea, Phlebobranchia, Cionidae.
UUAUGCGUUAGCUGUGUGUUACGUUUAAUUUGUAAAAUAUGUUGAAAGAAUCGGAAUGAAAACUUUUUAGUGUAAAGUCAAGAAAUAAGCAGCCAUGGUUUACAAAGUGGUUACUCUCAAGUCUAUGCUGGUGUGGCUCCAGUUUUACAUGAAUGUGAUUGCAUCUAUACCUGAAAAUAUAUCACCCACCAGCGUCUACAGUCGAAAAAAUACAAGUAUUUAUCCCGCUUUUAUUGGAGAAGGCACCAAUACCAAUGUAUCCUUACAACAUGUGCAAGGGGUUACCAAGAUUGGAGAUUUCUUUUUUAUAUUUGCAAAAGACCACAUCUUCACUAUUGAUAUGCGUGAAGUGAAUCAAACACAAUUCCAUUUCUCACAUGUGUUUGACUGGGCAUCCACUAAAGAUUCAAAAAACCUUUGUCUCAAGAAAGGCAUGCCCUCAGAGAAGUGUCAUAAUUAUAUCAAGAUGAUUGCAAUGGUUCAAACAAUAAAUGGGAAUUCUAAGAAACUUGUGACUUGUGCAACUGAGAGCUUUCAACCAAUGUGCAAAUAUCUUAAGAUGGAUGAGGAAGGCAACUUAACUGACCUUGGUGAAAGUUUUAGAGGAACAUUGACCUGUCCAUAUGAUCCAACUCGUAGUUAUGCCAGUCUUUUACUUCCAGAUGGUCACUGGUACACUGCAACAGAAGCAGCGUUUGGUGGACAUGAUGCAGUUCUACACAGAUCAAGUCUUAUGAAUGGAAACGAGGUUCGAUUGCGAACAGAACAAUCUCAGUCUUCAUUAUUUAAAGAUCCUGAAUACAUCUCUUUAAUUGAGGCUAGCCACCAUUUAAAUAAGAUCUAUGUUUUAUUUAAAGAGACGGCAACUGAGGAUAAAUCUUAUCAAACAUACACACGGAUUGGACAAGUGUGUAAGGGGGACGUUGGUGGUCAAUCUGUUCUUCAGAAACAAAUUCACUUCAUUUUUCCAAGUCCGGCUAAACUGUUCUCUCCCUGGGCAACCUCCUUUCUAUUUCAACGAAGCUUCGGACAGCUCUGGGUUGGUUGCUGUUCACACAAGCAAUGGAUCAAAGAACGUUUUCUUUGUUGUGAUGAACACACCAAGAAACAGUGUACCAGCAUCUGCUCUGUGCGUAUUCUCAGAAGAUUCAAUUGAAAAGGCACUAACUGGGAAUUAUAUGGAGAAA